This is a messenger RNA of Betta splendens (Siamese fighting fish), 2603 nucleotides long. It is a transcript of the gene npy2r, whose product is annotated as neuropeptide Y receptor Y2. Gene Ontology annotation, molecular function: neuropeptide Y receptor activity. The transcript has 2 exons. The coding region runs from base 5 to 1246 and encodes 413 amino acids. The record is from RefSeq and is a predicted model, not a curated record. Gene Ontology annotation, cellular component: membrane. Lineage: Eukaryota; Metazoa; Chordata; Actinopteri; Anabantiformes; Osphronemidae. Gene Ontology annotation, biological process: G protein-coupled receptor signaling pathway.
UUUUAUGCGAGGGAUUAAAUGCAUGUUUCCUUCAUUUGGGCCAAACAACGGGGGGUUUACGGCGGCCACUGAACUUUUGUGCGGAAUCGAAAGAUCUCUGUCUGAGGCGCGUCCCCCACAAACACAAGCCCAGCGGCUCCAACCCUCCGCUGCCCCAUGGGAAGCGUUCGCCAUGGCCUCAGCGGAUCAGCUCAACGCCACCCACGUGGAGUAUUCCCUGCUCCGGCUCAAAGCGUCCAACUGCUGCUCGGUGAGCGCCGAGAACCCCCUGACGCUGGAGGACAGCACCAAGCUGCUGGGCGUCCGGGUGGUGCUCAUCCUCGCCUACAGCACCAUCAUAUUCUUCGGCGUCGUCGGGAACUCUCUGGUGAUCUACGUGGUCCACGCGUUUAAGAACCUCCGCACUGUCACCAACUUCUUCAUCGUGAACCUGGCCGUGGCCGACCUGCUGGUCAACACGCUGUGCCUGCCCUUCACGCUCACCUACACGCUGUACGGCGAGUGGAAGUUCGGCCGCGCGCUGUGCUUCGCGCUGCCGUGCGCGCAGGGCACCGCCGUGCACGUGUCCACCGUCACGCUCACCAUCAUCGCCCUGGACCGCCACCGCAGCAUCGUCCACCACACGGAGACCAAGAUGUCCAAGGACGCGUGCGCGGCGGUCAUCGCGGUCACGUGGGUGGUGAGCGCCCUGCUCGCCAGCCCGCUCGCCGUCUUCCGGGAGUACGGCACGUUCGACCUGUCCCCGGACGAGUCCAUCCAGGUGUGCGCGGAGAAGUGGCCCGGCGGCUCCAUGAACGGGAGCAUCUACAGCGCGUCGAUGCUGCUCAUCCAGUACGGCCUCCCGCUGGCCGUCAUCUCCGUCGCGUACAUCCGCAUCUGGCGCAAACUGAGGCGCCGCGUGGCGCGCGGCGGCCGCAGCGACCGCGACCGGCGCCGCGGGAAGACGACGAAGAUGCUGCUCACCAUGGUGGUGGUGUUCGCCGUCAGCUGGCUGCCCUUCCACGCCUUCCAGCUGGCGGUGGACACCAACAGCGCCGUGCCGGACAUGAGCGACUUCAAGCUGCUCUUCACCGUCUUCCACGUCGUGGCCAUGUGCUCCACGUUCGUCAACCCCAUCCUGUACGGCUGGAUGAACAGCAACUACCGGGCGGCCUUCCUGUCGGUGUGCCGCUGCCACAGGGGCCUCGCAGGCGCACGGAACGCGGAGCGCCGGGUUUGCGUGGACGGCAAGUCCACAAAUGUUUAAAAGGGGCCGGUGGCGCUGACGUCAUACAUGAAAGCGUGAAAUGCGCACAACUAACACGCAUGGACUCAAGUAAUAAAACACUUCUAACACAAACCUCAUCCUCCUUUAUAAUGACGUCACUGCCGCUGCAUCUGACGUAAUGAAGGAGUUGUAGAGGCUUGAUGUGAUACUGAAACUUCACAGCAGCAAAAGCAUAGCAAAGUAUAGUUAUUAUACUAUACUUUGCUAUGUGAACUAAUAAAGAAACGCUGUAAUGAUGUCUCCCAUAAUAUGCAAAUGUUGCAUAUUAUGGUGUCUCCCAUAAUAUGCAAAUUAUUAAGCGUGCUUGUAUAAAACCAAAUAACACAAAUGACGUCAUACAUCUCCAGUAACCCACGUGUGAGCUGUUUUCCCCGUCGCUGACGCCGCGGGAGGCGGACGUCCGCGAGCGCAGCAGGAAAGCGGAGCGCUCGUUCUCGUCAGCCUUUGUUCUCGCCGAGCGUCUAAUCGGCCCUCGCUGCAACGCUGAUUACGCCGGCGCUCACGCGCCAAGCGCGCUUCCUGUUGUUGUUGGGUUGGCUCCACGUGUACGUGGGGAGCCGAGGGACUGGGGCAUUAGGAGCCCACUCAGGGUGGAUCCGUCGCUAAAUCAAUAAAUGUUUCCUUGACUGAUGUCGUGCAGCAGCUGUAGCGGUCGCGUCCUCGAGUGGAGGAGAGUAAAAGAAACUCUGAAUCUAAUGACGUUCAUCCUUGUUAGAUUAGCGUUCAUAACUAAAAUAGCUUUUUUGACCUCCCUUAAAUUUCCUCAAUAUGCAUCAACAUCUGAUUUUCUAAAGUUGUAUAGAUUUCGCUAUGAAGCUCAUGAAGUGAAGCCACUUUAGUUAAUGCUGCCUCCCACCUUAGUCUGUUUUAAUGGGAUGUUGAGGCCACAGCAAAAAAGAUGAGCUGAAUCCAAAAACGAGCUAAAAAAAGGCUGAAUGGCUCCUCACUGCUUCUCCCCUUGAUAUUAAAACACUGACUGCGGGUCAGAUAUGAGACAUCACUGCAUCGUCCUGAUGCUUUGUUUUGUGCUUGUCUUUGUCGUAUAAACCUGCACAGACGUGGUUUACAGAUGCAGACUGCGGUCACGUCCCACCCUCAGGUACAACCUGGACCUCAGCAGACGUUCAGACGGCAGAAGAGCUGAAUGAAUGAGGCUGCAGCGCCCCCUGCUGUCUGGACCCGGAGUUAAAGCUGCAGCAGUUUAAUUUUCAUAUUUACCUUUAUGUUUGUCUACGUCCAACACUUGAAAUCAGCCACUGGAUACUUGAGUCUUUCAUUUGAAUCUUGUGAAUCCUUUACCUCAGUUUCAGCCUGACAUCCUGCAAACCCACAUUGG